Alternaria burnsii is the source of this 6189-nucleotide messenger RNA. Its product is annotated as cysteine proteinase. Gene Ontology annotation, molecular function: cysteine-type deubiquitinase activity. The transcript is spliced from 5 exons. The coding region runs from base 1 to 6189 and encodes 2062 amino acids. The record is from RefSeq and is a predicted model, not a curated record. Gene Ontology annotation, biological process: protein deubiquitination. NCBI's taxonomy places the organism in Eukaryota, Fungi, Ascomycota, Dothideomycetes, Pleosporales, Pleosporaceae.
AUGGAUCCCCAGAGCGUAGCCUUCCAGCCGCGCGACGAUCUCUGGCGCUUCCAAAGCGAGAUGCUCCGAGUGCAAGAGAACCAAGCCGACCUCGCUGAUCGCGUCGCUCGCUUGGAGCGCAAGCACGAAGACGACUCGCGUCUGAAGAACGUCUGGGGGACAUCAUCGCCCUUCCCUUCGGUGUUGGGGGGAACCCCUCAACAGGUGCCCCUGCAGCAGCCGACCGCCGAGCACUUCACAAACUUUGACGACCAGUCCAGCAAUCUCAUCGGCAACCUGCAACUGGACGCUGAUGAAGAGCCUCGUCGCGUAGGCGCCACGUCCCGUGCGAAUAGUGUUCGCUUCGACGAGACGGCCAACCACGGUCACUGGGCACAUGCAUCGAGGUCGUCGUUGGACCUGAUACCCCGCACUGGCAGUGGCAUGGGCGGCCAUGUCAUGAGCGAGCGCAGCUACUCUCACAAAUCAGAUGGAAGGCAGAGCUCUGCCGGGCACUCGGUACACUCCAUGGCCUCUGGUCGCGCGAAUAGUCUUACUAGCUUUGGACCGACAACGCCUCAAGACGCCCCAGGACUGGCUCCUGGCUUGUUCAUUCUCGGCUCCGUUCCUGCCAUAAUACGUUGCUGGCUCAACACUAACUUCAGGCACGAUACCCUGUUGUACGCAGCAGUGUGUUCAGGCUCAUACACAUCCUAUCUGGACUCUUACAUGGUCCACCACCUAGGCUUCCAGGAUCGCGUCGUUAUGGGCGAGGAUGGUGUUCGCAGAAUCAAGCUCUCUGUAUAUCUCCCAGAGGCUGUGCCUAUCUCAGCGUCUUCGCGAUCCGACAGUCCAGCUCCGCAGCUCCCUUUGGUGGGGGUGGAUUUCACUGUCACUGAGGAGCACAAUGCUGAAGUCAAUCCAAAAGCUAUUCAAAUUUUCCUUGGCAGCGAUAUGCUUCGAGAGCAUAACGCCGAUCUUCUUUUCUCUUCUAGCCAACUAACACUGUAUGAUGAUGACCGCAGCAAGCUUCAGAUACCACUCGUGCGCCCUGAAGAUGAUCGCGCUUUCAAAUUCUUGCACACUAGCGGUGCUUCCACGGCGCAUCUAAACCGCACAACUUCAGCUCUUGCUUCAACGCAGUCGGGCCACAUGAUCGAGAGUUCCGCCGCUUCAGCAACUCGUGAGCCUUAUUCAUCGACUGAGAAGUCGAAUGACCAAGGACCAGCGACUGGUUCUGAUGACGGCGGGUCCAAUGGACAUGGGAGUCUUGAACAGCGACCUCAACUCGGACUCUCCACAUCGAAUCGCUCUGACACCAAAGAUGCUCCAGACUCAGGCCUCGCUAGUGGAGUGCCGCGCACGGGUGCAUCUCCAGCUAUCUGGAGCAAUUGGCGCCGUGACCAAGCAGAGAAGGCAAACACGGGCUCUUUGGAUUGGGCUAAUGUGGGUAAAACUACCAGCUCAAAUCCUAGUUAUCAGCGACGUGAUACAGGCAUCAAAGUUCUGAAGCCCUCUAGAUCGACACGUACGUUAUCCACGUCAAACUCAUCGCCAGUCACAGGACAGUCGCGCUUUUUUGAUGACGGAAAGCGAAGGGGCGAGGGCGAGGCGACCAGUGACCUUGCGCCUCCUCAGCGGAAGAUCGUGGUCCCGCCAAAAGAUUCGUCCAACCUCGACGGCAACCAUUCACCGAAUGUGGGAAGCGUCGGUGUAGGGUCCCCUCGCUCCUCCCCGCAACCCUCAGCGUCACCACCGCGCUAUCUGCCACCGCACCUGCACGACGAAGUUCUAGUUGACGCUCCUGACUCUGGAAGUCUUGCCGCGAGAGACAACAGCAAUUACACGGGGGCAAGCUCACCCAGCGAGGCCUACGCCAACCUGACCCUCGACAGCCGCGAGGGCUCCUUCACCGAUCUCGAUCGCAUACGAACCGCCGAGCAACACUCGCAGAGACCUCCCCCACGGGCAUCGUCACCCGCCAAGCGCCUCCAUUCAGACAUGGACGAUAAGCCCGACGCGCAGUCGGACUCCCGAGCCGGCAAGCCCCUGCCUACAAGCACACCACAGCGCAGUGCGCGCGCGACUUCGGUCGACAUGGCCGAUGCGCCCAACGGCAGCGGCCUCGACACCGACAUGCCCAGCAUCGACGAGCAGGUGACUCGCGUCAUGGGCAUGAUGUCCACAGAGGCUUUGGUGGACAGGCAGGAGGGCUAUGUUAUCUCUGAGCAGUGGCUAGAGCGUGUCUGGGCAAGGACGUCGGAAAACAUAAGCAGGCCGAAUGACUUCAGCAAAGACGCAACCGAGGGUCCUGUCGGCGCGGUAGACAAUUCGCAUCUCGUCGACACGGAGCUGAUGCACGAGGACCUGGUCGACCAGCAUGGGGAAGACUUUGUCCCGCUCAGCAAGGCGGCGACGCUGGGCCAAGAUUUUGAGAUCCUGCCCCGCAAAGCAUGGGACUUGGUUCAAAGCUGGUAUGGGCUCGACAAGUCAAGUCCUAUCAUACGUCGGUACGCCCACAACACGGUACCAGGAGGAGUAAGCGAAGACAUUUCCUACGAGCUUCACCCUCCCAUCUUCACAAUCCGAAAAGCGCGAAAAUCUCCAAACCCCACCGACAGCGCCACACCAGCCGCAAAGCUCGUUGCGAGCAGAUACGAGAGUUUCGUUGCCUUCAUUGAAGCCGCGAAAAAAGCCGCCGGCAUUGACCUCAACAACAAAGUCCGCAUUUGGCGGAUACUCACGCCUGCUCCCACAGAUCAGCCCCAGCCAUUGCAACCCUCUGGCAUGUUAACACCUGACGCGUCCCCUCGUAACGGAUCUCCCAUUGCGCCAGCACCUGCUCAGCGGCCUUCGCUUUCCAUGAGCGUCGAAAGUUUCAAUGGUCUUGCCUUUGGGUCGGAGCGCGAGCUGGUUACUGGCAAAGAUGAGAAAGACAACGAGGCUUCCAACGAGGACCUUACUUUGGCCGAUGCUGGUUUGACCCAGGACCAAAUUAUUGUACUUGAGGAACACGAUGAAAAAGGCGAAUACAUAGCAGAGACCACCAAAACGGCGUCAAAGAGCAAGACUAAUGCUUUGGUUGGCAAGAGCAACCCUAACAGCGGGCGGAGCACUCCAACGGGAGGCCCUGUAACGCGUGGAAGGAAGCAGAAUGGCAAAGUUCGUGGCCACGUCGGGCUUACGAAUCUUGGCAACACGUGUUACAUGAACUCCGCUCUCCAAUGUCUACGAAGUGUCGAAGAGCUAAGCAUGUACUUCCUAAAUAACAAAUGGAAGGACGAAGUCAACGUGGACAAUCCCAUCGGUUUCAAAGGUGUCAUCGCCAAGUCGUAUGCCGGGUUACUGAGCUCUAUUUAUGGCUUUGACAACAAUUCCUCCGUCUCGCCCAAGGACUUCAAGCUCAAGCUAGGCAGGGCUAACCCGAUGUUCUCUGGCUAUGGGCAGCAGGACUCUCAAGAGUUCGUCAGCUGGCUGGUCGACGCGCUCCAUGAAGAUCUAAACCGUAUCAUCAAGAAGCCGUACCUAGAGAAUCCCGACUCUGAUGACAAUACCUUUCGCGAUCCAGAGGCAGUCAAGCGACUCGGUGAGAUUUAUAGACAGAAUUACUGGGCGCGUAACGACUCUGUAGCCAUGGAUUUGUUCAAUGGAUUCUACAAGAACACCAUGGUGUGCCCAGAUUGCGAGAAAGUUAGCAUUACUUUCGACCCAUACAGUCAGCUCACCUUGCAGCUGCCGGUAGAGCAGUCCUGGUCUCAUACCAUCACUCACGUGCCACUGACUGGCAAGCCUAUCCAGAUUGAGCUUGACGUCGACAAGAACACCACAAUCAAAGCUUUGAAAGACUUUGUCGGCAAGCGCGGAGGCGGCGUUCCAGCCAACCGCAUAAUGGCGUCAGAGGUCUACAGCCACAAAUACUAUCGACACUUGGACGACGCUUCCACAAUAGCGGAGUCGAAUAUAGGCGCACGAGACGACAUCUACUUUUAUGAAUUGGAAAUGGCUCCUAGCAACUGGCCAGUUCCUAAGAAGAAGGGCUCCAAAUACCGUGUGAUGCUUUCACAGUCCUCUGAUGAGGAGAUUCCGGAGACAGUUUCGCCGCUUCAUGACCGCGUUGUAUUCCCAAUGUUCCACCGGAUACCCAGCCAGUCCGCAUACAGGGCGACGGGACAGUCUAUGGCAUUAUGGCCUAGCUUUAUCGUCCUCACCAGAGAGGAAGCGAAAAACUAUGACACAAUCCUCCGAAAGGUUUUGGCUAGGGUUGCUGGAAUGACGACUCGCCCAAUUCUCAGUGAGCUCAGUGGACAAGACCAGUCGCGUCCUGGCUCCGACGUUGUGUUGACAACAGAAGAGGACGCAUCACCAAACGAUCCCCAAGUCCAGGAUGGAUCUGUUGAAGGCGAGGACAUGGUUGAGGUUACAAUGACGGAUGCAAAGGAUGCGCCUGUAGCUCGAACUAGCGAAGUUGAUGAAAUUCCUGAGAUUCUUCGACCGGGCAGCUAUAUCCAUCCGGAGUUCAGGAAUCUGUUUGAGAUGAAACAUACAAGAAAGAGCUCGGAGAUCGUUACCACUGGCUGGAGUACCGUCGAUUACUCAAAACCACUUGAGCCUAUCUCGAAGCGAAUCAAGAUACCAUCAUCCCGAGAGGAAUCUGUACAAUCGUCUGCUGCUGGAAGCGAGACUACUUCCAGCGAUGAAGAUGAGGAUGCAUCCCAGGCCACCGUCGUUGACGCGGACGCAGUGAUCGAUGCAGCCAAUGUUAGUAGCGACGAGGAAAUGCAGUCCAUCGAGCCAGAAGCUCCAGAGUUCGCUCGGUCUGGCCGCCAGAACAAGAAGAAGAGCAAAAAAGCGCGCAAACACGAGCGCAAGAUGGAACGAAAACACAAAAACAACAAGAACUUCAGGAACAAGAAAGCAGGCAAGGUGCCAGACCAACCGAACUAUCCGGAUGAUCCUGAAGACGAGUCUGACGAAAGAUUGCUUCGAAUGGGCGAGGCUCUUGUUCUUGAUUGGGAUUCCAAAGCUUAUGACGCUCUGUUUGGGGCAACAACGGCAGAUGAUCCUAGGGGCGCGGACUCGAUGAAGUCGAUUGAACUCCUCGACGACCCAGAGCUUCAGGAGAAAAAAGAGAAGCGUGCAGCCCGUCGCAAGCAUGGCAUCAAUCUCGAUGAGUGUUUCAAUGAAUCCUCCAAGAGCGAAGUGCUCUCGGAAGACAACGCGUGGUACUGCAGCCGUUGUAAGGAAAGGCGUAGGGCAACAAAAACACUCGAGAUCUGGACUGUUCCCGACAUUCUCAUCAUACAUCUCAAGCGCUUCAGUGGAGCGAGAAACUUCCGAGACAAGAUUGAGGAUCUGGUCGAUUUCCCCAUAGAGGGACUAGACUUGUCUGGCAAAGUCGGCUUCUCUGAGGGCAAGGAUCUCACUUAUGAUCUGUUCGCUGUCGACAAUCACUUCGGUGGGCUUGGAGGCGGUCAUUACACAGCCACUGCGCAGAACUUCUUCGACAAGCAGUGGUACGACUACAAUGACUCAAUAGUGACGAAAUGCGAAUCGGGCCGGAAAGCUGUAUCAAGAUCAGCCUACCUUCUGUUCUACCGACGCCGUUCGCCUGUCCCUUUAGGCCCUCCCUCCCUUCAGCAGAUUGUAACCGCCGACAUCAGCAACCCCGGCUCUGACGAAGAUAACGACACAGAACUUCGCUCCCGCUCACCUGCGGGAAACGGCUUGCGCCUCGGCGAUUCGUCCCGCAAUGGGUCGUCGAGCGCUGGCGCAGUCGCAGCGGGAGCCGUAGCCCUGCGCGCGGGUGGUUAUCCGCGCUCAGCAGCCGCGAACCGUCCAAAGAACGGAGUCGCAGCCGCGAGCCAGAGUGAUGAAGAAGAGCUGCCGGCCUAUGCCGAUGAUGAAGGUUAUGCUGACGAGAUACCGUACAACACCAGCACUAAUGUCUGGGAUGAUGCUGACCAGCCGGUUUGGAGCUUCAACAGCCUCAACAGCACGGGCCCGGGUGGUCGCAACGACUCCGACGACGACGGCAUUGCAUCCGAUACUGGCGCUCUGGGUUCAGAAGCUGACGAAAGUGGCUUGGGUAAUAGGCUGAUCGAGGACUUUGGUGACGACGGCCCAGUAAAGAGUGGUUGGAGUGGUGUCAACACACCUAUUACACAUCAGGACGACGAAGUAGCUGAAAUAAGGCUCGUUGGCGACGAGUGA